AUGGCUGAUCAGAGCAACAUCCAGUCUGCGGCCUGCAAACGUAUUCGUCCUUUGAAGUCAAGUGAAGAGUACCUCUUUACUAUGAAGAAGGACUUGGCGGAAUGGCUUAACACCCUAUAUGAUUUAGACAUCCAGAUUGACAACUUCUUGGAAGUACUAGAGAGUGGAUAUGUGCUAUGCCAGCAUGCAAACAAUGUCAACCAGAUUGCUCAGGAAUUUGAACAGAGUCAUCCAUUAGCUAUCAAAACCCUAAAGAUUCCUCAAGGGGAGGUAGUCUUCCAGGCCUGUAAUGUGACUCCUAGUUCAUUCUUUGCCAGGGACAAUAUCUCCAACUUUAUCCACUUGUGCAGACAGGAGCUAGCCAUUCCAGAUGUACUUAUAUUUGAAACUAAUGACCUGGUAUUAAAGAGAAAUGAAAAGCACAUUGUACUUUGCCUGCUGGAGCUGGCAAGGUGGGGAUACACAUUUUGAAUGCUAGCCCCAACCCUUAUCCAGAUAGAGGAGGAAACUGAGGAGGAAAUAAGGAAUCACUUGAGCUUGGAUGAUAGCAACAGGCCUGAGGAAGAAGAGAGAGAGAGCAUGAACUUAAGUACCAACCUCCUCAUCUACCCCCAAAAGGCACCCCAGCUUUCUUUGUGUGACUUGAAGAACUUGGAUGAACUGGUGUGA
Protopterus annectens (West African lungfish) is the source of this 669-nucleotide messenger RNA. Its product is annotated as GAS2-like protein 2A. Lineage: Eukaryota; Metazoa; Chordata; Ceratodontiformes; Protopteridae. The record is from RefSeq and is a predicted model, not a curated record. Gene Ontology annotation, cellular component: cytoplasm; microtubule plus-end; stress fiber. Gene Ontology annotation, molecular function: cytoskeletal adaptor activity; actin filament binding; microtubule binding. The transcript has a single exon. Gene Ontology annotation, biological process: protein localization to microtubule plus-end; microtubule bundle formation; actin crosslink formation.